Messenger RNA from Verticillium dahliae VdLs.17, 2418 nucleotides. RefSeq names its product phosphatidylinositol 4-kinase LSB6. NCBI's taxonomy places the organism in Eukaryota, Fungi, Ascomycota, Sordariomycetes, Glomerellales, Plectosphaerellaceae. Gene Ontology annotation, biological process: Golgi organization; phosphatidylinositol phosphate biosynthetic process; endosome organization. The transcript is spliced from 3 exons. The record is from RefSeq and is a predicted model, not a curated record. Bases 1 to 2418 code for a protein of 805 amino acids. Gene Ontology annotation, molecular function: 1-phosphatidylinositol 4-kinase activity. Gene Ontology annotation, cellular component: plasma membrane; lysosomal membrane; endosome.
AUGCCCCCGACACGCCCCCCGACAACGGGCUACGAACGCCUCGCCCAAGCCGAUGCCCUCUCCUCCGACUCGGACGAUGAAGACCCCCUCUCUCAUUCUUCUGCCACCCUUCAGCCCGCCUCGGCCCCUCGCUUCGCCCCAAUAACCCAACCGCGUCCCCGGUCCGGCAUGGUCACCCCGAAAGGGUACCACCGAGAUCCCACGGCGCCCUCGUCACAGACGCGCCCACGUCCCCGCCGCCGCGUCGGCUCCGGCUCCGGUGUCGAUCUCAAGGCCAUCAAUGCCCGCCUCGAGCGCUGGGCCGACGAGAUCGCCUCACGUUUCAAGCGCUCCCGCGCCCAUAACAAGCAGCCCGGCGAGGACGACCGCCUCGAGAUCCACCACUCCGUCUUCCAGCCCCCGGAAGGCGUACGACCUCUCACUGCCGAGGGGCUCGCUGAGCCUCAGCCCGUCAUGUCGCGCGCCGAGUUUGAAGAAAUUGUCGGCAGUGUGCGCACCGCUAUCGCUCAAGGCGUUCAUCCACGCAUGAUAUCACAGGGCAGCUCGGGGAGUUACUUUGCACGGAAUCCCGAGGGCAAGAUUGUCGGUGUUUUCAAGCCCAAGGACGAGGAACCUUAUGCUGCUGGCAAUCCCAAAUGGAACAAAUGGAUUCACCGCAACCUGUUUCCUUGCUGCUUCGGCCGCGCUUGCCUCAUCCCCAAUCUCUCAUACGUCAGCGAGGCCGCAGCCUAUACCCUCGACUGCCAACUCCGCACUCAUAUGGUCCCGUACACAGAGGUUGUCAACCUAUCUUCAAAGUCCUUCCAUUACCCGUUCUGGGACCGCCGCAGCUUCUCCCGCAAGAAGAAGGCCCUGCCUGAGAAGGCCGGUAGCUUCCAAGUCUUUUUGACAGGCUUCAAGGACGCGAACAUUUUCCUGCGAGAACACCCAUGGCCCGACCAGUACUGGUCCGGCUUCCGCACAAAUGACCCCCACCGGAAGAGGAGAAGGCGGUGGGCCGAUAACUGUCGCCCUGGCGGCCGGCCCGCGCUCGACGACGUUGAGAGCGACGACGAGGGCGAACGCGGCGAGGUCCAGUUUGGCCCCGACAAUUUUGUCUGGACAGAUAACAUGAAGCAGUCUUUCCGGGAGGAGCUCGAGAAGCUCGUCAUCUUGGACUAUAUCAUGCGGAAUACGGACCGCGGUCUCGACAAUUGGAUGAUCAAGGUUGACUGGCAGACACAGCAGGUGUCUGUCGUCUCGGAACCUGUGCAGAUGAACAUGACCAACGCCCAGUCAGGAGAGGAGGCAGGCCCGCGGCCAGUAGACCUAAACACAAGGUCGAUGCCAGAGUCGCGUGCGAAAUACCCUUCGUACGAGACGCAACAGCCGAUGAAGGCGGCAAGUCCGCUUCCAAGGGGACGGGAGCCCAGGAUCACAGUUGGAGCCAUCGACAAUUCCUUGUCGUGGCCGUGGAAACACCCUGAUGCCUGGCGCAGCUUCCCUUUUGGCUGGUUAUUCCUCCCAGUAGAUCUAAUCGGCCGCCCCUUCUCUCAAAAAACGCGUGACCACUUCCUCCCCCUUCUGACCUCUACCCAGUGGUGGAGUGAGACAGCCCUUGCCCUACGUAAGGUAUUCCAAGUUGAUCCGGACUUCCAAGAAAAGAUGUUCGCCCGCCAGAUGGCCGUUAUGAAGGGCCAGGCCUGGAACGUCGUCGAGACGCUCAAGCUCGCCGAUCACGGGCCUCUUGAGCUGACCCGUCGCGCCAAGGUUUGCGUUUGGGACGACCUCGUCGACAUACCCGUGGCCUUCCCCAUGCGCAUGUCUUCCGAGCUGCGCCGUCGUGGGGAACACUCUUCCCUCGACGAGGGUGACAUUGGCGUUGCCGCCGCUUCAGCACCCGUUCAUGGUCCCGAUAGUGACGCCGAGGAUCUCCUCGGCUUCGCUAGCCCCCCAGCUGAUAUGCCGCAUCCCGGCCGGUUCGAGAUGCCGAUGUCGCCUGGCGCCGACGAUGCGCAAUCGCCGGUGGAGGACUCCCAUAUGAACGGAUCCGGGUACCUUGAUCAGCACUCUACGUCGACGCCCCAGCGGCCCAGGAUCUCCGUCCCGGGCUUCCGAGAGAUUUACCACGGCCCUUCGCGAUCGCUCAACGUGUACGCACCGCAGCGCCAGGGCCAGGGUCCAUACACAGGAUCUGGCCCGAAGCAGCAGCGCAGGUACUCCUUCGCGACAGCCGCCACGCGCCGCAGCAGCAGUAGCAUUGCGCAGCAACUGUACGGUGGCGGCAGCAGGGAAUACGAUCCCGAGUAUGACGGCGAUGACGUCGAGGGUGACCUUGGCUAUGCCGCAGCCGAGGGCAUGGAGGGCAACCAUCGCAAGGUCAUUGUGGAGCGGCUCGAGCCUGUCAAGGCACGGAAUCCUGUCUUUACCUGUUGGUAA